Folsomia candida is the source of this 1165-nucleotide messenger RNA. RefSeq lists its product as uncharacterized. Bases 139 to 981 code for a protein of 280 amino acids. Gene Ontology annotation, molecular function: hydrolase activity. The record is from RefSeq and is a predicted model, not a curated record. NCBI's taxonomy places the organism in Eukaryota, Metazoa, Arthropoda, Collembola, Entomobryomorpha, Isotomidae. The transcript has 3 exons.
CGGUCGGGAUGAUAACAUUGUUGCAAACUGGGUAUAUAACAGACCUCAAAAUGAAACGAUUUAGUUAACCGGUUUCGAAUCGAAGAUAUCCCAAAAUAUCAAAAAGUACCUAAAAACAAAACCAUUUUUUGAAAAAAAAUGUCUCUAAAACAUUUUUCUCUUCUCGCUACCAUCACGGCUGUCUUGCUGGUCGCCGUAAAUUGCGGCAUUUUGACGCAACAUGCCGAUUCCGUACCGGAAAAUUGUCUCAAAAGAAAACCAAUCCAAUCAAACUAUACUCCAGAAGGGAGUGAGAUCACUCUCGGAAAUCUGACCAUUUACGAAACCACUGAGAAAAAUUCGACCCGGUUAAUCAUCUCGAUCUAUGAUGCCUUCGGAUUUAGUAACAACAACGUGAAGGAAGUUGCCGAUAGACUUUCCAAAGUUCAGGGAGGAUUUCGCGUAAUUGUGCCAGAUUUUUAUAGGGGAGAAUUUUGGCAUGGAGAUCCCGACGUCUUCCCACCUCCUGACAUGGAAGACCUACUAGCUUGGUUGGAAGAAGUCGGCAGUUGGGAAGACCGGGUGCAGUGGGACUUGAUAAAUAUCGUGGAACAUUACAGAGCCGAAGGUGUAGAAGAAUUUGCAGUUUAUGGAAUGUGCUGGGGUGGCACGAUGUCACUUUUAGCAUCAAUUUAUUUGCCUGAUUACCUCCGCGUGGCGGCGUACAUUCACCCGACCUUAAUUCCGGACGAGUUAGCUCCAGCCGUGAGAAUUCCAACUUUCUUAAUGCCGACGAUGGAGGACCCCGAUUUGACCCAAUUUUAUGAAAUUUUACGCCAAAACUUUGGUAACAACACGGCCCAUUGGAGAUUUGAAGAUAUGUUGCAUGGAUUUGCUAGUGCGAGAGGAGACUUCAGUGAUCCAAGGACUGCUUUAAGAAUUGAAGAAAUGAUAAAUCUCCUGGGAUUUUUCUUCAAUCGGAUUUUAAACAUUGGGAAGUAAUUACUGCGAGUAAAAUUAGCAACAAACUAAUUUGGAAGUGUUGAAAUAAUGGAAUCCUAACAAUUCCAAAUGUUUUCGAAUCCCAAAUUACAAAAGGUUUAAUUUUCAGAAUAAUAAAUCAUGUAAAUCCUUAGAGUGUGUUGCUCUCAAGUUGGAAUAAAUACCGUAAUUUAUGCAAAAUCAA